AUAAUGUGAAGGAACGAAGAUUAUGCUUUGAAUGGUUCUAAACCAAAGCAAGGAACUACUAGUUAAGUGCAGACGAGUUAAGGGAUUCAGAGAUCAUGAGAGUACAUGUAGAAUCUCUAAUAUCUUUAGUGUUUUGGAAAUUUUGGAAUCUGUUUCUCUAUUAUAAAUACAUGAUUUUACUUUUGAUCUUCACAACAACACAAGCCUUUUAGCAUUCAAUCCAAACCUCAAUCACUUUCAAACCAACAAAAUCAAACACCAUUCGUUUCAUUUUUCUUGUCUUUUGUUCCCUCUUUGUUCUUUCCCACACACACCCUUUCAACUCACCGAGAACAAAAAAUGGCUGAACGUGUACUCUUCAAUAUUGCGGAGGAAAUAGUAAAGAAACUGGGUCCACUAGCUACCCAGGAGGUUGCACUGUGGUGGGGUGUCAAAGAUCAGCUAAGCAAGCUCAUGAGCACGGUUACCAGAAUUAAGGGUGUCCUCCACGAUGCUGAGGAGCAGGUGCAGAAACCACCCGCUCAACUUGAAGAUUGGCUCGGGAAGCUGCAAGAAGCGGUCUAUGAUGCUGAAGAUUUGCUGGAUGAUUUCUCAACAGAAGUGCAGCGAAAAAGAUUGAUGUCCCGAAAUAAAAUAUCGAGGGAGGUACGUACAUUCUUCUCAGGGUCAAACCAACUUGUUUAUGGUUGGCAGAUGGGUCAUAAAGUUAAGGAACUUAGGCAGAGGCUAGAUGAGAUUGUUUCUGAGAGUGAAAAAUUUCACUUUGAGGUUCGUUAUGAGGAGAAAGCUUCUUUGACUAUGAUUAGAGAGGCAACUACCUCGUCUGAACCUGAGAUAUUUUUCGGGAGAGAAGAUGAAAAAAAGAAAGUUAUGAGCUUUCUGUUGAAUCCCAACGAUGAGAUUGAGAGUGUUUCUGUCAUCUCAAUAGUUGGAAUGGGCGGGUUGGGAAAGACCACAUUUGCCCAGAGUAUUUUCAAUGAUGUACAAGUUAAUUUGCAUUUUGGUCAGAAACUCUGGGUCAGUGUCUCGGGUGGUUUUGAUGUCAAAAAGAUACUGAAAGAUGUAUCAGAGGCUGCAGGUAUUAGUCAAGUUUCUGAUCGGUUAGAGAGUCUGAAAAAUGAACUUAAGGAAAAAAUAGAAAAUAGAAAAUACCUGCUUGUAUUAGAUGAUGUGUGGGAUAAUAAGGAUGGUCGAGAUGGUGAAAAGUGGGAUAGUUUGAAGCAGUCCUUACCACAUGAGGCUGAUAGAGGAAACAAGAUGAUAAUAACUACACGUUCUGAUACAAUUGCAAAUUUAACAAGCAAAAUACCACUUGCGUUAAAAGGCCUUUUUGAAAAGGACUCGUGGUCUCUUUUCUCAAACAAGGCUUUUGGUCCAGGUCAAGAGUCAAAUUAUAUAGACGAAAAAAUAAAAAAAGAGAUUGUAGAGAGGUGUCAGGGAGUUCCUCUGGUCAUAAAGACAAUUGCGAGGUUAAUGUCUUUGAAAGAUAGAGCCCAGUGGUUGUCCUUUAUCAAACGAGAACUUCCAAAUAGGGUCAAAGAUGAUAACAUCAUAGAUACCCUUAAGUUAAGCUACGAUCCUCUUCCAUCAUAUUUGAAGCACUGCUUUGCAUACUGUAGCUUAUUCCCAAAAGGUCAUAGGAUUGAUGUGAAGUCAUUGAUUCAACUUUGGAUUGCACAAGGGUUUGUUAGCUCUUCAAAUUCAGGUCGUAGGUGUAUUGAGAUUGUUGGUCUCAAGUGCUUUGAGAGUUUACUGUGGAGGUCCUUCUUUCACGAAGUGAAAAAGGAUGGUUUAGGUAACAUACAAAGUUGCAAAAUGCAUGAUUUUAUGCAUGAUCUUGCAACCCAUGUCGCUGGUUUUCAGAGCAUCAAAGUGGAGCGUGGAGGAAAUAGGAUUAGUGAAUUGACUCGGCACGUGUCAUUGGACCCGGAAUUAGAUUUGUCUUUGCCUUGUGCAAAACAUCUAAGAACACUUGUAUUACUGAAAGAUGGCGAAUGGGAUGAGGGGUCAUGGAAUUCUAUUUGUCGAGACUUUAGGCGUUUACGUGUGCUUGUUUUGAGUCAUUUGGAAAUGGAGGAAGUGUCACCUCUCAUUCAAAAGCUCAAGCAUCUGAAAUAUCUUGAUCUUUCGAAUAAUGAGAUGGAGGCGCUUUCUAAUUCUGUCACCAGUCUGGUAAAUUUGCAAGUGCUCAAGCUCAAUGGUUGUUUGAGCCUUAAAGAACUACCUAGAGAUAUUAGUAAGCUAAUUAAUAUGAGGCAUCUUGAUGUUGGUUGCUAUCGUGAUGUCAUUGACCGUACGGUGGGACCCAGACUUGGAUAA
Molecule: messenger RNA, 2319 nt
Organism: Populus nigra (black poplar)
Lineage: Eukaryota; Viridiplantae; Streptophyta; Magnoliopsida; Malpighiales; Salicaceae
Product: putative disease resistance protein RGA3
Exons: 2
Coding region: 340-2319 (659 amino acids)
Biological process (GO): defense response to other organism
Molecular function (GO): protein binding; ADP binding
Source: RefSeq, a predicted model, not a curated record